AUGGCGGCCCGGCGCCUCCUCUUCCUCCAAAGUUGCCGCAGCUACUCUACCUCAGCCUCAGCUGAGGACAUGGUCAUCUCCUCCCUCCGCUUCCUCCCCUCCCCUACCAUUGCCAAUCCACCUCCACUCCCUACUAUUCUUCAUUCUACCGACUCUCCUCCUGACCCCCAUACACCGCUUACCUCCAUACUCCUAUCUGCCGCAGAUCGCCUCCGUGGGGUCUUCCUCCGCAAGCCCCCUGGCCGCACUGCGCUCCACCAGGCGCUAUCCUCCACAGGCAUUGGCGCUACCAUGGCGCUCUCACCAGAUGUUCUUGCCAAUGUUGUCAACGCCGGCGACCUCAAUGGUGCCGCCACCAUCACUUUCUUCGAUUGGGUGGUCACUAACUCCAAGCCUCCCCCAUCCGUCCACACCUGCAACAUUGUCAUCAGGGCAUUGGGGAGGAAGAAAUUCUUUCAUUUUCUGGAUGACGCCCUUCAGAUCAUGCGCAGAAACAACAUCUUUCCAGACCUGACCACGCUGGAGGUCAUCAUUGAUAGCCUAGUUGCCGCCAGGCAUGUCAGUAGGGCUGUUGAGGUGCUCAGUACCGACCAAUUUGGAUUUGGGAUUGGGAAAGCCUGCCACAGAAAGGAGGCAUUUACUGUCCUCAUCAGGUGUCUUUGCCGGAGGUCACAUGUUGGUCUUGCUAGCUCGCUCUUGCAGGCUGCUCGUAAGGAGUUGCUUGGUCUUGAUAGCGAUGUGUACAAUGAUGUCAUGGGUGGCUGGGCGAGGUUUGGGAGUGUUGAUAAAUUGCAGGAGGUUUGGACAAAGAUGCAGGAGGAUGGGCUGGUUCCAAAUGAGGUUUCACAUUGCCAUCUAAUUGAGGGAUUGGGUAGAGCCGGGCAGACUGAGGACGCACUCAGAGAGUUUAAGAAUAUGGUACAUGGGAGAUAUGGUCCAACUACGAUGGCCUACAAUGCACUUAUUUUCAAUUUUAUUUCCGUUGGGGAUUUGGACAGUUGCAUCAAGUAUUACAAGGAUAUGUUGGAAAAGAAUUGUCCCCCAAACAUCAACACAUACUCCAAGAUGAUUAAAGCCUUUUUGAGAGGCCGCAGGGUAGCUGAUGCACUCCACAUGUUUGAUGACAUGUUGGCCCAAGGAGUUGUGCUAAAUACCGGGAUGAUAACAUCAUUUAUCAAUCCAUUGUGUACAUUUGGACCGCCUCACGCUGCUUUGAUGAUUUACAAAAAGAGUAGGAAAGCUGGUUGUGUAAUAUCCUUGAAAGCUUAUAAGCUUUUGCUAGAAAGGCUCGCUAAAUUUGGGAAGAGUGGAAUUGUUUUGGACAUUUGGGAAGAGAUGCAGGAGUGUGGACAUCAACCUGAUAAGGAGAUUUACGAGUUUAUUGUAAAUGGGCUCUGCAAUGUGGGUAAGGUUGAUGCUGCUGUGUCUGUGGUGGAGGAAUCACUUAGGAAUGGCUUCUGUCUUGGGAGAGUUGUUUACAGCAAACUGAACAACAAGCUGUUGGAGAUGGACAAAGUUGAGACCGCAUAUAAUUUGUUCAAGAAAGUUGUCCUGCAAGCAACAUCAAGUGGCCUAGCAAUUCAAGUUGAGCAGAACGGCGAUGGAGGAUGUGAGCUGCAGCACUUGAAGGUCAAAAUGACAGCUGCAGGAGACCAGCACAGCCCCGAAUCCACCGCGCUCCCGCGCCUUCGGCUCCCCGUCGCUCCUCCGCCGCGUCCCGUCCUCCGCACGCUCAAGUUUCCUAUGUCUGGGAUGGCAUCUGAUGAUGCACCUGCCCAAGUGAGUGUUGAAGGAGAUGUUUCAGAUAAAAAGGUGGAAGAAGUUCAAGACCAGAAUGAAGUGGGUGGGAUGCCCUCACGACAAGAGGAAGAGGCGGUAAUUAAGAAAAAGUAUGGAGGAAUAUUGCCCAGAAAGACUCCACUUAUAUCUAAGGACCAUGAACGAGCUUACUUUGAUUCUGCUGAUUGGGCUCUAGGAAAGCAAGGUGGUGUUCCCAACAAGCCUAAAGGUCCUCUUGAAGCACUUCGACCAAAGCUUCAGCCUACUCAACAGAAUGCCCGUGCCCGUCGAACUUCUUAUGCAUCUGCGGACAGUGAUGAGAGUUUGAACUUGUCUCCUGAGGAUCUGGUCCCGCAAGGAGAGCCCAGCCAGCAAGGAGAACCCGUCGAGGACAAGAACAAAGAAUAA
Miscanthus lutarioriparius is the source of this 2187-nucleotide messenger RNA. The record is from the annotation of a GenBank genome assembly. NCBI's taxonomy places the organism in Eukaryota, Viridiplantae, Streptophyta, Magnoliopsida, Poales, Poaceae.